Messenger RNA from Haliotis rubra (blacklip abalone), 2711 nucleotides. Its product is annotated as serine/threonine-protein phosphatase 6 regulatory ankyrin repeat subunit B-like. The transcript has a single exon. NCBI's taxonomy places the organism in Eukaryota, Metazoa, Mollusca, Gastropoda, Lepetellida, Haliotidae. Gene Ontology annotation, molecular function: protein binding. The record is from RefSeq and is a predicted model, not a curated record. Bases 207 to 2711 code for a protein of 834 amino acids. Gene Ontology annotation, cellular component: ciliary inversin compartment. Gene Ontology annotation, biological process: protein localization to ciliary inversin compartment.
CGUUAUUGUGUAUGAAACUUACAUCCCUUCCAGAUCUGAACAUUGUUACUAGACUCAUAAAAGCAGGAAGCGACAUUAAUGAGGUUGAUGCACAAAACAGGACACUUCUUUAUAAAGCAACAGAGUAUGGACAAUUUGCUCUUGUAAAGUAUCUGUGUAACAAGGGAGCCAACGUGAACAUUGAUACACAGGAGAACAUUUCCCAUAUGGCCAUCACAGAGGAACGAAAGUUGUGUAAGAGAGUUAUUCUUGCUGCAUGUAGAAAUGCUGAUAUUGAUGUUGUUAAGUUGCUCUGUGAACAUGGGGCUGAUGUUGACGUAGCUGACGACAAUGCGGAAACAGUAAUACACAAGUCUGCAGCAUCCCCCAUUGAUGCUGUUGAGAAACUUCAAUAUCUUCUGGACACUAAGCAGGUGCCUCUGAGUAUAAAAGACCAUUUUGAAAGGACUAUCUUAUUUCCAGCUGUCACGUCAGCUUUACAAACUGGGUAUUUGGAGGUUCUGCACUUUCUGUCGUCCAGAAAAAUGGACUUCAAACAAAUAGAUACAUUUGGGAACAGUUUACUGUUAUAUCCCUUUGGCCCAAACCGAUUUGACAAUGCAAUAUCUCCAUCAGAUGACUUUAUUAAGCUAAUGCUAGACCAUGGUAUUGAUCCAAACAUAAAGAACCUGCAGGGCAGUACAGUGCUUCACUACGCUGCAAUCAAGGGGGACAAGAACAAACUGACAAUACUUCUAGAAGGAGGCGCUGAUCCACGUGUUCCAGAUGAAAAAGGUCGGACUGUGCUCCACCAAGCUGUAAAGAAACAACAGUUUCACAAUGUGAGGCUGUUCUUAGAAAAAGGUGCCAAUCCAGAUGUUCAGGACAAAAACGGUAAAACAGCCCUCCACUUUGCAGGAAAACUUAAAGAUUCUGAGACUGUUAAGCUUCUACUUGAAAAAGGAGCAGAUCCUACUGUUGCAGAUAAAUAUGGCAGAGAUGCCCUUCAUUAUGCUGUGAAAAGUCAGGACUGUGUCAUUAUGAACUUACUCCUGCAAAAUAGAGCCAGUCCUUGUGUACAGGAUACGUUUGGUGCCACUGUACUUCACAUUGCUGCAAAAUGUCUUGACAGAGAGAAUGUCAUGUUGCUGUUGGAACAUGGAGCAAAUCCACACACUCGGAAUCGACGCUGCCAGACUACACUUCACUUUGCUGCCCGUAAUGCAAAUAAUGAAGUUCUCAGAUUGUUCCUGGAGAGAGGUGUUGAUUCCUCUGUACAGGAUGACAGAGGCAUGACAGCUCUUCAUUGGGCAGUAUUGUAUUGCAACACUGAGAAUGUUGAGCUACUUCUGGAAAGAUGUCAAGAAUGGGACGUACAAGACGAAGAUGGAAAGACCCCUCUUCACCAUGCAGCAGAAACAGAAUACUCAAAUAUUGUUAAGCUUCUCUUAGAUAAGAACUUCGACCCGUGUGUACAAAACCACAAUGGGGAAACAGCCCUUCACUAUGCAGCAAGGUAUGGAUACAAUGAGAAUGUUCGGUUACUUGUGAACAAAGGUGCUGAUGUGUCUCUCAGGGACAAAGAAGGCGUGACGGUUCUUCACUUUGUAGCAUAUAUCAAUAAAGACAGCGUGAAGCAACUGCUGGUGCAUGGUGCUGAUUCCAAUGCAAAGAAUCAUUCAGGGAGAACUCCUCUUCACCUUGCAACAAAGGGAAAGUGCGAUAAUAGUGUGAAACUGUUUUUGGACAAUGGUGCUGAUCCUUGUGCGAAGGAUGAUGGGGGCCAAACGCCACUUCACUUGGCAGCAAUUCACAAACUAGAGAGUAUUGAUUUAUUGUUGAAGAAGGGUGCAGAUCCGGGUAUACAGGACAAAGAAGGCAAAACGGCCCUUCACUAUGCAGCAGAGCAUGAUAAUUGGGAGUGUGCUAAUCUGCUGUUGGAAAGCGGAGGUGAUCCCUGUAUACAGGACCAACAAGGCAAAACAGCCCUGCAUGCUGCAGUUGAAGCCGAGUAUCUCUUUAACGUCUUCAGGUACAUUGCCGGAUCUUAUAAGUAUGUAUCCGAAAGAACCAAGAAGAAGACGAAGAGUGUUGCUAAGCUCCUCGUUGAGAAAGGAUGCAGUCAUUCUGUGACGGACAAUCAAGGUAAAACUGCACUUCAUUAUGCAGCUGAGAGCAAUAGCGGUGAUAGCCUGCAACUCCUCUUGGACGAUAAUGCUACCCCAUUCAUUAAAGACAAGCAAGACAAAACACCACUCCACUAUGCAGCAGCAAAAGGAACAAGUGACAAUGUUAAACGGCUCUUGGAGAAAGGUGCAGACCCAUAUGUCAAAGAUCAACAAGGGAAAACUCCACUUCACUAUGCAGCAGAAACAAAACACGGAGACAAUAUUCAGGUAUUACUAGACAGUGGCGUGGAUGCAAGUCAGCAGGACAAUGAAGGAAGAACUCCGCUGCACUUUGCAGCAACGGGCGACUCCAGCUUGUAUGUACGUCUGCUUCUGAACAAAGGCUCUGUGACAACCCUGCGCGACCAACUUGGGAAAACAGCUCUUCACUAUGCAGCUGAGGGUUGUUGCAGUGAUAAUGUCAGACUUCUACUACAUAAUGGUGCUGAUCCCUUUGUAACGGACCAGCAAGGGAAGACAGCCCUUGACUAUGCAACUCGUGGUGGGAACACAACUAGCGUUACACUUUUGCAGGGACGUGUUGCUCAGAAGCAGUCAGUGUGA